AUGACACUUCGAAACGCUUUGUUCAAAGCCUUGCUGGCUUCUACCUCCAUCUCUCAAAGUCUGGCUCGUCCUGCUCCCCAAAUGGGAGACUAUGGAGAGAACAAAGGUCCAGUAGGAGGAGUUGAUCCCCCGACUCCGACUGUUACCUCAACAAGCGGUUCUCUGUAUGGUGACUCGAGUCUAUUAGGCGGCAACGCUCCUCUACCUGACCCCGACAAGUCUGAUUCGGCCGUGGUCAAGGAUCCAAAGCUCGUUAACGGACAAGAAGCAGAUGCUAAGCUUGGACUGUAUCUUGACUUUGACGGUGUUGAUGUUCCUCAGCCAAUCCGUGGCGGACUAGGUGCCACUGAUCCUGGCCCUCGAACAUAUGAGUACGAGAAGCUCAACCCUGAUCUGUAUGCUCCUCCAGGCACAGAUUCUGGAGAUGUCCCGAAUGCUAUGUGGCCACUUGGCCUUUCUCACAAUCGUCUUGGUAGCGAGCCUGGCGCUGGAUGGGCGAGACAGCAGAACCAGGAUGUGCUUCCCGCUGCAACCGCCAUGGCCGGAGUUGACAUGCGUCUUGCUCCCAAUGCCUACCGCGAACUGCAUUGGCAUACUUCGGCUGAGUGGUCUCUUGUCACCAAAGGCUGCCUCCGUAUUGCUGCCAUGAACGAAGAAGGCAAGAGCUUUGUCGAUGACCUUUGCGCAGGCGAUGUCUGGUUCUUCCCUCCUGGUGUUCCUCACAGUCUCCAGGCCUUUGACGAAGGAGUCGAGUUUCUACUCGUAUUCAACGAUGGCCAAUUCUCCGAGGAUGAAACAUUCCUGGUGUCUGAGACAUUCCUACGAAACCCUGUUUCUGUUCUGGCCAAGAACUUCAAGACCGACACCUCUGCCUUUAAGAAUAUUCCAAAGGACCAGCUUUAUAUCUUCAACGGAACUCCUGCGCCCAAGGAUAUUAAGGAGCAGACUGUGACAGGCUCAGCUGGCAAACUGGAAGGCAACGAGUCAUACACGUACCAUUGGUCUCAACAAAAGCCACACACCGUCCCCGGAGGUUCAGUCAAGAUUAUCGACCCUACAACAUUCCCCAUCGCCGAGGGCUUCUCAGCCGCUCUCGUGGUCGUACAACCCGGAGCAGUCCGCGAAAUCCACUGGCACACAACCUCUGAUGAAUGGAGCUACUUUCUCCAGGGAAGCGGUCGUGUGACGGUAUUUAAAGCACCCGAGUCGGCUCGUACCUUUGAUUUCACAGCCGGAGGAGUGGGAUACAUCCCAGCUGCCAACAGUCACUAUGUUGAGAACACCGGCGACACGGAUUUGAUUUUCCUCGAGGUUCUCCAGGCGCCCAAGUUCUCAGACAUCUCUGUUGCGCAGUGGUUGGCUCUGACGCCGAGACAGGUUGUCAAGGAUCAUCUGCAUGUUUCUGAUGAGUUCCUGGAUUUAUUGCCAAAGGAGAAGGAGUUUAUCAAGGUUGGAGACGUGAAUAUGACAGCCCUUGCGGGUGAAGGAGAGAACUAA
Molecule: messenger RNA, 1497 nt
Organism: Fusarium venenatum
Lineage: Eukaryota; Fungi; Ascomycota; Sordariomycetes; Hypocreales; Nectriaceae
Product: RmlC-like cupin domain-containing protein
Biological process (GO): oxalate metabolic process
Cellular component (GO): outer membrane-bounded periplasmic space
Source: RefSeq, a predicted model, not a curated record